This is a messenger RNA of Pseudomyrmex gracilis, 2591 nucleotides long. It is a transcript of the gene Pp2A-29B, whose product is annotated as serine/threonine-protein phosphatase 2A 65 kDa regulatory subunit A alpha isoform. The transcript has 10 exons. Gene Ontology annotation, biological process: protein dephosphorylation. Gene Ontology annotation, molecular function: protein binding; protein phosphatase regulator activity. Lineage: Eukaryota; Metazoa; Arthropoda; Insecta; Hymenoptera; Formicidae. Gene Ontology annotation, cellular component: protein phosphatase type 2A complex; cytoplasm. The coding region runs from base 160 to 1932 and encodes 590 amino acids. The record is from RefSeq and is a predicted model, not a curated record.
CCAUUGUUUGCUCCAACAAGCAUCAGGCGUCAUCGCCCAACGGUUGUUCAGCGGUUCGAUAUAAUCGACGACGAUAAACGCGAAGCAACAGCGGAGACGGACGGAAAGCAAGUCCACGAUCGUACGGUGCAUUGACUUGCCUGUGUGUCCAGCAGCGAAAUGGCAGCGAGCGAUCCUACCACGGACGAUAGCCUGUAUCCGAUCGCGGUGCUGAUCGACGAAUUAAAGAAUGAAGAUGUCCAGUUACGUCUGAACUCCAUCAAGAAGUUAUCGACAAUUGCGCUCGCACUGGGCAUUGAACGAACAAGAAGUGAAUUAAUCCCAUUUCUAACAGAAACUAUCUACGACGAGGAUGAAGUUCUUCUUGCACUGGCUGAGCAGCUUGGUACAUUUACUCCUCUUGUCGGAGGUCCAGAAUUUGUGCAUUGUUUAUUGCCACCGCUAGAGUCUCUUGCUACUGUAGAGGAAACCGUAGUUCGCGACAAAGCUGUGGAAUCUUUGAGAAAUAUCGCAAGCCAGCACAGUUCUGCGGAUUUAGAGGAACACUUUGUUCCGUUGGUAACACGCUUAGCUUCAGGAGACUGGUUUACAUCAAGAACAUCAGCAUGUGGCUUGUUCAGUGUUUGUUAUCCAAGAGUCAGCCCUGCCAUCAAAGCGGAAUUGCGAAAUCAUUUUCGCAGCUUAUGCCAGGAUGAUACACCCAUGGCACGAAGGUCGGCUGCCUCUAAACUAGGUGAAUUUGCAAAAGUUGUGGAAGUCGAGUAUCUUAAAUCUGAUAUAAUACCCAUGUUUGUUAUACUUGCUCAGGAUGAACAAGAUUCGGUUCGCCUUCUGGCUGUCGAAGCUUGUGUCAGCAUUGCAGCAUUGCUGCAACAGGAGGACGUUGAACAGUUGGUUAUGCCUACACUUAGGCAGUGCGCUGGCGAUCAGUCGUGGCGUGUUCGCUAUAUGGUGGCCGACAAAUUUACGGAUCUUCAAAAAGCCGUCGGUCCGGUAAUAACGAAAUCCGAUCUCGUGCCGGCGUUCCAAUUGUUAUUAAAGGAUAUCGAAGCCGAAGUGCGAGCCGCGGCUGCUGAUAAAGUUCGCGAUUUCUGCCAAAAUCUGGACCCGAUGUAUCAAGAAUCUAUAAUAAUGAGUAGUAUUUUACCUCUAGUUAAAGAACUUGUGGCAGACCCCAAUCAGCACGUGAAGUCCGCUUUGGCGAGCGUGAUAAUGGGACUGAGUCCUAUCCUCGGCAAACACAACACAAUCGAGCAUCUGUUACCUCUAUUUUUAUCUCAGCUUAGAGAUGAAUGUCCGGAAGUACGACUGAAUAUUAUCAGCAAUCUCGAGUGUGUAAAUGAGGUCAUCGGAAUACAGCAACUAUCGCAGUCUCUCUUACCUGCCAUUGUAGAAUUGGCGGAGGACUCGAAAUGGCGGGUGCGACUGGCUAUUAUCGAAUACAUGCCGUUGUUAGCUGGACAGUUGGGAGUAGAAUUCUUCGAUGAGAAGUUGAAUUCUUUGUGUAUGACUUGGCUGGUUGAUCAUGUUUACGCGAUACGGGAAGCGGCUACAUUGAACCUGAAAAAAUUGGUAGAGAAGUUCGGACCCGACUGGGCACAAAAUACGGUGAUACCGAAGGUCUUGGCCAUGUCUAGGGAUCAGAACUAUCUUCACAGGAUGACGUGCUUAUUCUGCAUCAAUGUUUUGGCCGAAGUGUGCGGUCCAGAGAUAACAACCAAGGUGAUGCUUCCAACUGUACUGACAAUGGCCACUGAUAACGUUGCAAAUGUAAGAUUUAACGUUGCGAAAACUCUUCAACGAAUUGGACCUUACCUCGAGCCUUCGGCAAUCCAAACCCAAGUGAAACCCGUUCUCGAUAAACUCAACACCGAUAGCGACGUAGAUGUGAAAUAUUUUGCUUCGGAAGCAAUCGCUGGCAUCGCAGGUUGAACCACGCGGAGUGCAUUUAUUACGUACCCAUUAAUAUUCAACCUUAAACUUAAGACAAAACAUUAUAUGUAUACAGACUACAUUUCACUUAUACGUGUAACAUACUUUAUUAUAUAGCAAUUAAUAAGGACAUAUAUUGUACAUUAUCACAGGUUAUAUUACUAUUAUUGUUUAAUAAGAGUUUUUCGGUACAUAUUUAUAUGUUAGAUUUGAUAUUCGUAAAUAUAAAUGUAACAUACGUCGGUAUAUAAUAAAGACAACAAUGUUUCGUCACUUAAGCUUAAUACAAGCCAAGUCUAACUUUUAAUUUGCAAUAAUAGCAAAUAAUGAAAUUUGCCGUUUCUAUAAAAUAGAAAUCAAUCAAUAUUGCUUUUGAUAAUGACUUCUACUUUAUAUGGGCAAUUUCGUAUGAUUUUUAUGUACUAUAUAUAUGUACGAUGAACAGGUACAAUUUAACACAAUUGACACAUUAAUAUAAUCAUCCAUAUAAUAGUUAUUCAAUUUUCCGCUCAUUUGUUUUUAUUAGAGAUAUGAGCUAUUAUUGCACAAUCUUUUAUGGUGUAAUUUAACUCUGCUAAAUACUGCAUUGUACUUACGAAGCUUUAGAACACAAAAAAAAACAAUACUGCUUUACAAUAUAAAUUUUAUUAGAUACAGAA